This is a messenger RNA of Prunus dulcis (almond), 3447 nucleotides long. RefSeq lists its product as uncharacterized. NCBI's taxonomy places the organism in Eukaryota, Viridiplantae, Streptophyta, Magnoliopsida, Rosales, Rosaceae. The record is from RefSeq and is a predicted model, not a curated record. Bases 208 to 2928 code for a protein of 906 amino acids. The transcript has 21 exons. Gene Ontology annotation, cellular component: nucleus.
AAAAUAUACAAAAUAAAAAAUAAAAAUAAAGAACAAACGCAGCCACCCAGAGUUCCCACCUCUCCGACGGCAAACCUUCGAAAAGGUUAUAGGCCCCUCUUCAAGUCCAUUCAGUGCAAGCACGACGCCGUUUUGGUUCUUGUCAAGAGAACUCGCAUCUCCGAGAUACACCAUCUGUUUGGUUGCCGAGAAAAGCUGUAGUUAUAAAUGGCAGGCCCUAAGGGAAAGAAGCAGCAAAAGCGCGGUGUCGACUUCAAAAAAAUAAAGCGAAAGAUUGGUAAAAAAUUGCCACCAGCAAAGAAUGCUACAAAUACUGAAAUUAAAUCCAAAGCAAUUAUUCUUCCCGAGCAGAGUGUGGCAUCGGAGAAGGCAGGAUUAGCAGUGAAUAAGAGAGGUUUAACAUUGAAAGAACUUCUUCAGCAAACAUCCCAUUACAGCUCAAAAGUUCGUAAAGAGGCAUUGUUGGGUAUUAAGGAUUUAUUCAAAAAGUAUCCAGAAGAGUUGAGGCUGCACAAGUAUGCUGUUAUUGAAAAGCUGCGAGAACGCAUUGGCGAUGAUGAUGAUAGAGUAGCUCGAGAAACACUACAUGAACUUUUUAAGUCAGUAAUUCAUGCUGGUUGUAAGGAGGAUAAUCAAGAGCUUUUCGUUUCCUUGAUGAUGCCCUACAUAUUUAAUGCAAUGACACAUUUAGCAAUCGAUGUUCGGUUGAUGGCUUUCACAUUUUUGGAGCUUGUCAUCCAGUACCAUCCACCUUCCUUUUUCUUGUAUGCUGAAAAGAUUCUUCAAAGCUUUGAGGAUAUUCUGCGGCGGAACCAGUUUUAUUUGGAGGACAAGAAGAAGCUCAAGACUGCUCUUGCCGGGUUGGGGCAAUGCUUGUCGCUGUUGCCAUGUAACAAGAGAGAAGUCAGCUCAUUAGAAAAGAAUGAUGCCGGACAAAGGAUGCUGCAUGCUUUUGAGCCCGAUUUGCCUGCAAAAUCUGCUGGAUGUUCUGUCAUCAUCCCAAAACUAAAAGACCUUGUGCCAGUUCUAGUCAAUUGUUUCCAAGAUUUUAUUCCUGAAGUUCAGAGGGGUUCACUUCUUGAUCAACAAUCAUUUGAUUGUAUGUUGUCCAUACUUCACAGUAUCAACCUUGCAGUGAAGUUCUUUUUCUAUAUGACUGAUGAGGGUAAAUUGGAAUCACGACCUUCUCAAGAAGGGCUUGAUGUGACUAUGUUGACUAUCUCUAUGACACUAUUGAAGAAGUUACUAGUAUUGUUUCCCCUUAACAUGACAAAUCAACUUUCAGAAAAGGAUGAUGUUGAAUAUUUUGGCUUGAACGCUGAGUUGACAGAAAUAUUUUUAUACUUAAGCAAAUGGAUCUCCCCUCCUGCUAUUUUAUUGGAAAAAGUUUUAGAAUUUCUGGAAAAUUCUCUGCUUCGAAAGAUCUGCCCUGACACACGUAUUGGUAAAGCUUUGGAGAAGCGGGAGAAGUGGAAGAAGCGGGAGAAGAAGGAGAAGCAGGAGAGGCAGGAGAAGCAGCUGAAGCAUUUAAUUUCACUUCUUCCUUUUGUUCCAAAACUUGUUUCCCAAGUGCCAGAUGACUGGAAGUCUCGCCUUCUUCAGGCUUUCACUGAGGCAUUCAAGGACUGCAAUCAUGUGUCCCCUUUGAAGUUGGCUUGCCUUUCCAUUAUGGAGGAGAUGCUAGUUCCUAGACAAGACGUGCUGUACCUGGAUCCUAGUGUUCCUGAGAUAUUUGACUUUCAGAUUGCCUGGAUAAGAGAGCUUCCUAUGUUGCUGAUCCUGAUGGGUGAUAAAAACCCAUCCUGUUCCCAGGUUGUGUUGCACCUUCUACUUCGCCUGGGACAACGUUCAUUAAUGAACUCUUCCUUUGCACGGGAAUAUGACAACAUGCAAUUCUCACUGCAACCAUUUUUCAGCAAUCAAAAUGAUGGAGAUAGUCCCUUUGUAAAGCUUCCCAGAGAUUCUCAGGAACUCUCUCUUUGCUGCCUGUUUUAUUUCUCUCAUUUGGAUUCACUUUUGCUGAAGUCAAUAGCUGAUUGUUGCCUUUGUCCGCAUCUGGAACAUCAUGUAUUAUUUCGAAUCAUAGAGGUCUUGCAUUCAUCUUAUAAAUCUGGGCAUAUCCAGAUUGCUGAUCACAUUAGUUUCCUUAUCACCUUGCUCUCCAGUUUCAGUGUUUUCCCAUGUACAUCUGACAAAAAAGAAUUUAUAGAGAGUGAUGUGAAUAUCUCAAAAGAGAGUGAUGUGAUUAUCUUAAAUCGGAAGGCUUUGAAGUCACUCACUCGCAUUGUUCAGUCAUGCCUGUCAGAGAUGGGUGAUAAUUCUCUUGUUUUUCAGAUGCUAGAGAAAGUGAUACUUGAGCAAAUGUCACAAAUUCCUCCUCUAGACAAUCUUUGUGCUAUGCUUAGGAUGCUUAUUACACUGGACUCUAAAGCCACAAUAAUUUCUCAACAAGCUUUUAUAAGCCUAGGCAAUAUCCUUCCGUGGUAUCUGAUAGACAUUGUGCAUUGCACUGCUGAAGAGGAUAAGAUGGUCCCGGGUUCCAUUUGUUCAAGUGCAUGCUGUUAUUAUCUUACUCCUUGCUUUGUCUUAUUUGAUAAAAGUCACAAACUUCUGAAUGUUGUAUUGAAAACAUUGGGGUCAUGGAUAACUAAAAGUAGUUUGGCAUGUUUAACUCCUGAUCAAACCCGCUACACAACAGAAAUUUCAAGUAAGGUAGAUGCGGUCGUUUCCGUGCUUCAAUUGAUGCACAAGGAUGACAAAAUUUGGCAAAUCAUAUCUUCAUUCAAGGCGGAGAUUGACUGUAUCUUGGAAAGCAUCAUCGUUUUACAGUCCUCGAAAGAAAUCAGCAUGACCAUCGAAGAAAGGCACAUGGUGCAAUGUGCACUUGGUCGACUAAGGACAUUGCAUAGUGGCAUGCAGUCAGUCUAGAGGGACGUUCCUAAUCUAAGUAGGUGCCUUCACUAUCUAAUUGUUGUGGAAGUGCAAGGAAUGGGAAGAGAAGGAGAUGAUCAAGAUCCUGACAGUAGUUUAGGGAAUGGCUUCUGGAUCAAUGUUGGUCGAUGAUCCUUGACUUGGUUGAGGUUAGGUACUCGAAGACACGAACUGAAUGCACGUCUCCGAUGGCCGGCUUGUCUUCCUCAUGAGCUAGAGCAAAGCCAUGAUUAUCAUGCUAAGCAGAUCAAAAGGAAAAGAAGAAAAGGAGUCUCGAACACCUAGCAUAUUUUUGGGGUUUUGGGUUAUGUUGGGAGUCAGAUUUUGUUGUAGAAAGUUUAACAUACUAACUGUUUAGGAAUGAUUUUAUCUGAGACUCGAGCACCUAGCAUAUUUUUGGGGUUUUGGGUUAUGUUGGGAGUCGGAUUUUGUUGUAGAAAGUUUGAAACAGAACUGUUUAGAAAUAAUUUUAUCUGAGACUGAAUGGGCGCCGAACCGGCCCAUUGCCAUCCCGAA